AUGAAUACCAAAUUACUUGCAAAUAAGAUUAAUGACUUUUUUGUAAGUCUCACAGACCAUUUUACACCUUUGACCCGUGAUUCUCCCCCAAGCCUAGUACCAGAGGAACUUUUUGUCUCCAAUGAGGAAGUGUUUCGAUCCCUGUCGUCGCUUAACGUGGCGAAAGCUGUAGGACCCGACACCAUCCCAAAUAAAUUGCUUAAGGACUUCGCACACGAACUAGCCCCUGUCAUUCGAAACAUCUAUAACCAGUCUCUUAACGAGGGAUACAUCCCAUCACUUCUAAAAUCUUCCAUCGUCACCCCAAUGCCAAAGGUAAACCCACCAAGAGAAAUAAAGAUCGAUCUCCGCCCGAUAUCGCUCACGUGUACCCUGGCAAAAGUCAUGGAGGGAUUCACAUGUAAUAAACUACUGCCACAGUUACAUGGAAAACUCGACCCGCGACAGUUUGCGCAUAGAGGCCACUCGACAACAGAUGCUCUUCUAUUCAUGUUACAAGCCAUUUACGAGGCAGUAGAUUGUACUGAUCUAGGAGCUCGGGUCUUCUUCGCUGACUUCUCGAAAGGCUUUGAUCUAAUUGACCACAACAUGAUAAUGACUGAGUUGCGAAAACUAGAGGUUGAUCCAGCCCUCAUCAGCUGGAUCGCGGCUUUCCUAACCGAGAGAUAG
Messenger RNA from Stylophora pistillata, 669 nucleotides. RefSeq lists its product as uncharacterized. The record is from RefSeq and is a predicted model, not a curated record. NCBI's taxonomy places the organism in Eukaryota, Metazoa, Cnidaria, Anthozoa, Scleractinia, Pocilloporidae.